This is a messenger RNA of Gopherus evgoodei (Goodes thornscrub tortoise), 996 nucleotides long. RefSeq names its product Wnt family member 9B (gene WNT9B). NCBI's taxonomy places the organism in Eukaryota, Metazoa, Chordata, Testudines, Testudinidae. Bases 178 to 996 code for a protein of 272 amino acids. Gene Ontology annotation, cellular component: extracellular region. Gene Ontology annotation, biological process: neuron differentiation; cell fate commitment; multicellular organism development. The transcript has 3 exons. Gene Ontology annotation, molecular function: frizzled binding; cytokine activity. The record is from RefSeq and is a predicted model, not a curated record.
ACCGGGAAGGAAGGUCUGACCCAUCUUCCCUCACUGGGCCCCUCUGCGAACCCUGCCCAAGGGAAGGCACACCUGAAGCAGUGUGACUUGCUCAAGCUGUCCCGUAAGCAGAAGAGGCUCUGCCAGCGGGAGCCGGGGCUGGCGGAGACCCUGCGGGAUGCCAUCCGGCUCAGCAUCAUGGAGUGCCAGUACCAGUUCCGCUAUGAGCGCUGGAACUGCAGCCUGGAUGGACGGACCAGCCUGCUGAAGAGAGGUUUUAAGGAAACUGCCUUCCUGUAUGCAGUGUCCUCUGCGGCGCUUACCCACUCCCUGGCCCGGGCGUGCAGCGCUGGACGCAUGGAGCGCUGCACCUGCGAUGACUCUCCGGACCUGGAGAAUCGUAAGGCCUGGCAGUGGGGAGUAUGUGGUGACAACCUCAAAUACAGCACCAAGUUCCUUAAAAACUUCCUGGGCCAGAAGAAGAUCAGCAAAGACCUGAGGGCUAAAGUGGAUAUCCACAACACUAACGUGGGCAUCAAGGCCGUGAAGAAUGGUCUCAAAACCACGUGCAAGUGCCAUGGUGUCUCGGGCUCCUGUGCUGUGAGGACCUGCUGGAAGCAGCUCUCCCCUUUCCAUGAGACUGGCAAGAUUCUCAAGCUGCGUUUUGACGAUGCUGUCAAGAUCUUCAGCGUCACGAAUGAUGCUGUGGGGCACUCUGAGCUGGUGGGCAUGCAGAGACGCAGCCACUCCCCCAAAAGCCCAGCUACUCCACGCUCUACAGAUCUUGUGUACAUGGAGGACUCUCCCAGCUUCUGCCGGCCCAGCAAAUACUCGCUGGGCACUGCUGGAAGGACAUGCUCCCGGGAGGCCAGCUGUGACAGCCUGUGCUGUGGGCGUGGCUACAAUACGCAGAGCCGGAUGGUCACCUUCUCUUGCCACUGCCAAGUGCAGUGGUGCUGCUAUGUGGAAUGCCAGCAAUGCAUGCAGGAGGAGGUGAUCUACAGCUGCAAGCAGUAG